Arabidopsis thaliana (thale cress) is the source of this 1002-nucleotide messenger RNA. RefSeq names its product phosphatidylinositolglycan synthase family protein (gene SETH1). The transcript has a single exon. Gene Ontology annotation, cellular component: endoplasmic reticulum membrane; membrane. Gene Ontology annotation, biological process: GPI anchor biosynthetic process. Gene Ontology annotation, molecular function: phosphatidylinositol N-acetylglucosaminyltransferase activity. The record is from RefSeq and is marked reviewed. NCBI's taxonomy places the organism in Eukaryota, Viridiplantae, Streptophyta, Magnoliopsida, Brassicales, Brassicaceae. The coding region runs from base 91 to 1002 and encodes 303 amino acids.
CGUUUGCUUUCGCAUCCCUCGCUCUAACUUGAAUUGAUCGAGGUGACGUAAGAACCCUAAUUUUGGAUCCAAGAAUCCGGAACCUCCCCAAUGGAAAGUAAUCUCGCCGGAGACUCAAUUCCGGGACCCAAAUGGAGGAAAGUAGCCUACGGAGGAAUGCAAAUCGGAUACGACGACAAUUACACAGACGAAUCGUUCCUCGAGGAAAUGGUGAUGAACGCAAACGUAGUGAGACGUGAUUUGCUCAAGGUGAUGAAAGACUCUGUCUCAAUCUCCCAAUACCUCUGCAUCGUCGCGCUUGUAGUCUUGGUUUGGGUUCACACUCUUGAAUCAUCUUUGGACGAGAACUCGCUUUUGCUACUUGAUCUCUCUCUCUUAGCAUCAGGAUUCUUAAUUCUCCUCUUAACCGAAGAAAAAAUGUUAUCUUUGAGUCUCCUCUUGCGUUACCUCGUCAACAUCUCCUUCUUCACCACGGGACUUUAUAUCUUAGCUCCGAUUUACCAGACUCUCACGCGAUCUAUCAGCUCAGAUUCGAUAUGGGCAGUCACUGUUUCACUCCUCUUGCUUCAUCUCUUCUUGCAUGAUUACUCUGGUUCCACCAUUAGAGCUCCAGGAGCACUCAAAACUCCGAAUUUGACAAGCUGCAUAUCUGUCAAUGCUUCAAUUGUAGCAUCAGUCUUUGUUGCUUCACGUCUUCCUUCUAGGCUCCAUGUCUUUGCUGUGAUGCUAUUCUCACUUCAAGUCUUUCUCUUUGCGCCUCUUGUUACUUACUGCAUCAAGAAAUUCAACUUUGGGUUGCAUCUUCUCUUCUCCUUUGCUCUAAUGGGUUUGACGCUUUACUCUAUUUAUGCAUUGCAUAGACUCUUCUUCCUUGUCUUUCUUUCUCUUGUGCUUCUUGUCAAUGUUGUGUGUCCUUAUUGGCUCAUUAGGAUGCAAGAGUAUAAGUUUGAGAUUAAUGGUCCUUGGGAUGAAGCCAAGCUUUGUUUCGACAUUACAGAUUGA